AGCCAAGAGAGAGAAAGAGAGCGAGAGUGGGAGGAAGAGAGAGAGAGGGGACCUGACAUAUGGGCCUCAGAUCACAGAGACUGCUAUCAGGAGAGUGAAAAAGAGCAAGAAAGAAAGAGAGAGAGCGAGAGGUCUACGUACUAGAGGGGAGAGAGAGAGCGAGAGAGAGAGAGACAACGUGAACUGUACCCAGUCAGAGACAUGAAUCCCCUCAGCUGGAUCGUUGUACUUCUCUUCCUGUUCUACGCUUCCUCUGGGAGCGCCGACGUCAACAGGCACCGCAGACAAGUCCCCACCGGUGGCCAACCAGGUGUGUGUGGCUAUGGCAGGAGACUGGUGUGUUGCUAUGGCUGGAGAAAGAACAGCAAGGGACAGUGUGAAGCUCAGUGUGAACAUGGUUGCAAGCACGGAGAGUGUGCUGGUCCCAACGAAUGCAAGUGUUACCCAGGAUACACCGGAAAGAUGUGCAACCAAGAUCUGAAUGAGUGUGGCCUGAAGCCUCGCCCCUGUGAGCAUCGCUGUAUGAACACCCACGGCAGCUACAUCUGUUACUGCCUCAACGGAUACACUCUGAUGCCUGAUGGCUCCUGUACCAACUCCCGGACAUGCUCCCUGGCUCACUGUCAAUAUGGCUGUGAGGAUGUACAGGGGGAGAUCCGUUGUCUCUGCCCGUCUGCGCGGCUGCAGCUAGGGCCAGACCAGAGAACCUGUGUGGAUAUUGAUGAAUGUGUAACAGGAAAGAACCUGUGCCCAUACAACAGGCAGUGUGUCAACACGUUUGGCAGCUACUACUGCAAGUGUCAGAAUGGCUAUGACCUGAAGUAUAUCAAUGGCAAAUAUGACUGUGUAGACAAUGACGAGUGUGCCGCCAACACACACAAGUGCAGCCACCGCGCAGUCUGUCUGAACACUCAGGGAUCCUACAAGUGCAAGUGUAAGCAAGGCUUCCGUGGCAGUGGUUUUGAAUGCUCUGCUAUCCCAGAGUCCCCAGUGAGGCUGCCAGGGAAGCUGGACAAAGAGCAGAUCAAGAACGUCAUCCCCGAGCCCAAGGUGACCGUCCCCCCUCAGAUCCGCUUGCAGCCCUUCGACUAUGACGGGGAGACCUACAUGGGUGGCUCAGAGGAGGUGGGCCAGGUGGGCUUUACUGAUGUAGGGAAGGAGGAAGAAGAGGAAGAUGAGGAGGAGACAGAUGUGGACAACAAGCUUAAUUCAAGGGGAGAUGUUUUCAUUCCAGAGGACUUUGAGUCCGUAUUUGGUCCUGCAACGGAUGUCAAAGAGAUCGAAAUAGCUCUAGGACAGGAAGAGUUCUUCAUGGACUGCAACUUCGAUCAGGGCGUGUGUGAGUGGGUGCAAGACAAGGACGAUAGCUUUGACUGGAGCGUGUCCUACCAUGAAAAUGGUAUGGAGUACUACAUGGCUAUGAGUGGUCUUCUGGGAGAGAAGAAGGACCAGGCCAGGCUAAAGCUGCUCCUCAGUGACCGGGCCCAGCAGGGAGGCUUCUGCCUCACCUUCAACUACCGCGUGAUGGGCAGCCAGGUGGGCACGCUGCGGGUGCUGUUGAACAACAGCACCGAACUUGUGUGGGAGCAGAGCAGCAGCCGGAGUCAGGAUUGGCAGACAGAACUGCUCACUGUAGCCUGGAAGAACCAGGCCCCAGAAUCUAUCAUCUUUGAAGCUGAACGUGGGAAUGGAGUUGGGGGAGAGAUUGGGCUGGACAACGUGGUGCUGACCUCAGGCUACUGUCAAGGGGAAGACACAGCCAUCUUUUAAACUGUGAACUCUGAACCUGUAGAAAUCAGUCCAGUGUGGUUGACACAGACCUCAGAGGCAGAGCUAGCAUCAGUAUCUCCCUUUAGUCUACUCUUUUUGGAGAGCAGACACAUCUUCCUAAAACCCAAACUAAGGGUGUAUUUUUUUUUGCUGUACUGUACAACAAGUAUUAAGAAAAAUGUGUAUUUGCAGAAUGUUUGGGAGUUCAGCCGUCCACAUAGGAAAGCGUUGCUGAGGGAUUGAGCAUCAUUGGUAUGUGCAGGGAUUUCAUCUGCAAGUUUACAAGCUUUUCCUUUCAUUUGAGCCACCAAGCCAAAGAGAGUAGUGUCCACAAAUAAAUGAUCCACUACAUACAGUUCCGUUUUUCAAUAAUGUUCACAAAUGUUUUUAAAUAUAUUCAAUUAUUUUCACAUAAAUGGCAGGAUACGGCAGGCUUAUCUACAACAACAAAAAAACAUUAUAUUGUGUUGCUUUUUAUUUUUCUAAGUGACAUUUUGCAGUUAGCUGCAAUAUAUAAAAAUAAGACUUGUGACAUGUAGUUAAAUGAACCCUAAAUGUUAAUAUCAGGUUCAUCAAGAAGUCUUCCCUUGAACCCUACAUGCUUUAUAAUCAUAGUACGUGUAUGUAACAAUGCAUAACUGCUGUAAAUUGAGCUUUUAUAUUGUAUUACAUUUUUAAAAAAAA
Oncorhynchus mykiss (rainbow trout) is the source of this 2454-nucleotide messenger RNA. RefSeq names its product epidermal growth factor-like protein 6. Gene Ontology annotation, cellular component: membrane. Lineage: Eukaryota; Metazoa; Chordata; Actinopteri; Salmoniformes; Salmonidae. Gene Ontology annotation, molecular function: calcium ion binding. The record is from RefSeq and is a predicted model, not a curated record.